AUGGUGUGCAUAUCAACUCCUUCAUUCUCAUUAGCAAUAAAUGGCAGCAUACAUGGAUUUUUCAAAGGAAAACGAGGCUUACGGCAAGGGGAUCCUUUAUCACCUUUAUUAUUUGUGAUAUGUCUUGAAUAUCUCUCGAGAGCUUUGAAGGUAGCCACCAACAACCUCGAUUUUAAUUACCAUCCGAAGUGUGGGCCAUUGAAAAUCACACAUCUUGCAUUUGCCGAUGACUUGAUGUUGUUUGCUAGAGGUGACAGUACAUCGAUAUUUGGGGGUUCCAUUAGUUGCAGGAAAAUUGAAAGUCAUCCACUACGCCCCUUUUUCGAUAAGAUAGCUACAUAUAUACAUGCUUGGACGAUAAGAUCAGUCUCACAAGGCGUUGAAUGCUUCUGGCUAUCUAUAUUCCCGAUGCCCACUGCAGUUUCUAUGAGGAUCACAAGGCUUUGUAGGAACUUCCUUUGGAAUUCCAAAAAACUGCUGGUUGCAUGGUCCGAAGUUUGCCUUCCCAAAAGUGAGGGCGGACUUGGAUUUCGAGAUAUAAAAUGCUGGAACAAUGCACUAUUAGCCAAGUCGUUGUGGAAUGUGCAUGCCAAGAAGGACACACUUUGGGUGCAAUGGAUCAAUCACGUGUAUCUGAGAGGGACAUCAAUAUGGGAAAGGUCACCCAAAAAGGAUGACUCACUCCUAUUAAAAAAGAUGAUGUCUAUUGCUCAACGCAUGAAGGAAGUUGAAGGAUCAAAUCAUGCUGCCUACCAACGAAUCUCUGGAUCCAAGGAGAUAAUAUAUGGAUUUCUAAAGCUUAUGAUUACUUUCGACCGAAGGGGACGCCAACUAUCUGGGCAAAGACUGUUUGGAGUUCAUGCAUCACUCCUAAACAUUCCUUCAUUCUUUGGCUUAGCGUGA
Messenger RNA from Olea europaea var. sylvestris, 903 nucleotides. RefSeq lists its product as uncharacterized. Lineage: Eukaryota; Viridiplantae; Streptophyta; Magnoliopsida; Lamiales; Oleaceae. The transcript has 2 exons. The coding region runs from base 1 to 903 and encodes 300 amino acids. The record is from RefSeq and is a predicted model, not a curated record.